This is a messenger RNA of Ziziphus jujuba (common jujube), 3753 nucleotides long. RefSeq names its product zinc finger BED domain-containing protein RICESLEEPER 2-like. The coding region runs from base 1876 to 3168 and encodes 430 amino acids. Gene Ontology annotation, molecular function: DNA binding. The transcript has 3 exons. The record is from RefSeq and is a predicted model, not a curated record. Lineage: Eukaryota; Viridiplantae; Streptophyta; Magnoliopsida; Rosales; Rhamnaceae.
AGCUCCAUGGCUCGUGGGAGGCUAUGUCAUGCUUGUGUGUGGCAUUGGCUCUGUGCUUAAAGCUUAAGGUAAGGUGUUCUGUUCUCUCAAACUCUCAAUGGUUGUGGAUGGAUAGAUUGUAGUUGAAGUUGAGUUGACUUUCAGAAUUUAGACUCCCUUUGAUUGUGACUCUGAAUUUGAUUCAAAAUUCAGAAAUUAAUUGCUUCUGUGAAAUUGAAUUGUCUCUGUGAAAUGUUGAAUUGGUUAUAAAAUAGUUUUAUUACGACAGUUCAUAUGGUUUUAGUGUGAAAUUUCAUAUGGAUUUGAAAUGCUAAAUUGUAUUUGUGAAUUGUCUUUGAAACUCUAUUUUUAUGAAAUUUUGAAUUCAAAUUGUGAGAUUGCUUGCAUGUAGAGUCUUUGUGACUCCAAAAUUUCUAAAAUUUCAAUUUUAAGAAGGUUAGCUUACAUUUCAAAGUCUUUGUGACUUUGAAUUCCUAAAAUUGCAAUUUUAAACUAGUUAGCUUACAUUUUAAAGUCUUUGUGACUCUGAAAUUUGAAGUUGUUGUUUAAUUUGUAAUGUUUGUGGAAUUGUUGAAUAUUGUGCAAUUUUUAAAUAUUGUGAAAUAUUAAGGAAUUGAAACUGUUUAAACAAGGUUUUUGCAUGUGUGUAGUUGGAGUUGUACAAUUUUAAGUAUGUUAGUUUACAUUUCAGAGUCUUUGUGACUUUGAAAUUUGAAAUUGCUAUUUAAUUUGUAAUGUUUGUGGAAUUGUUGAAUAUUGUGCAAUUCUUAAUAUUGUGGAAUAUUAUGGAAUUGAAGUUGAAAUUGAAAAUGUUUAAACAAGGUUUUGCAUGUUUGUUGUUGGAGUUGUGCAAUUUUAAACAUGUUAGCUUACAUUUUCAGAGUAUUUGUGACUCUGAAAUUUGAAAUUCCUGUUAAAUAUGUAAUGUUUGUAGAUUUGUUGAAUAUUGUGGAAUUGAAUUGAAGUUGAAAUUAGGACUGUUUAAACAAUGUUUUUGCAUGCUUGUAGUUGGAAUUGUGCAAUUUUUUUUAAGGAACCAGCCAGUUAGUUAUGUUUCAAUAUUGUAUCACACAGUAGCUGAUUGGUUCUAAUUGUUAAGCAUUAUUGAGUACUAGGAGUCUAAGUGACAGCAAUUUUUUCAAAGCUUCAAAAUCGUCUCUCUUUUAUUUUAGUUCAUUGCAUUGUAACCAGUACAUGUCUUGCCUUGAAGUGUUGUGUAAUUGCUGUCUUGUUUUUGUUUGUUUCCUCUUAUGUAAGCAGUGUCCUAAUGGAUCCAAAUUCCCAAUCAUCAGUUAAUGCACCUUCCUCUUAAACCCCAAUAGGCCAAAGUCCAUCACCAUCAGGUCCACCACCACUGUCAAAACCUAAAUCGUCUGAUGCCAAAUCGACAUUACCUCCACGACCUUCAUUAGGGGGGGAAAAAAACCUUCUAGGCCAGCAAGUGAUGUAUGGGAUCACUUUGUCAAAAUAGAAGAUAGUGAUCCUGAUGACCCUAGAUGUAAAUGCAUAUAUUGUCAUAAGGAUUAUGCAUGUGGUUCUAAGAAGUGUGGAACUAGUAUCCUAAGGAACCAUUUGCAGCAAUGUCUGAAAAAUCCUUACAAGGUAGAUGAAAAAAAGCAAAAGACCUUAACUUUUGAAAGGAAGUCCGAUGGUAGUGGCAGCAGUUUGGUAGCUACAGUUUUCAACAAAGAUGCAUGUAGGAUGGCAUGUGCCAAAAUGAUAAUAUUGGAUGAGUUGCCUUUUGGUUUUGUAGAAGGCUGUGGGUUUAGACACUUCUGCAGUGUUGCAUGUCCUAAGUUUGAUCCUCCAUCUAAAAGAACCAUCGUGAAGGACAUUUAUUAAUUGUACUUGGAUGAGAAGGUGGCUUUAAGAUCAAUGUUUGUUGCAAAGAAACAAAAAGUUAGCCUUACAACUGAUACAUGGACUUAUAUUCAAAAUGUUUGUUAUAUGUCAUUGACUGCCCAUUAUGUUGAUGAUGAUUGGAUGUUACAUAAAAGAAUUUUAAGUUUUUGUGUGAUUCCUAAUCAUAAAGGAGAGGCAAUUGGAAAGCUAAUUGAGGUUUAUUUGCAUGAUUGGGGUAUUGAGAAAGUGUUCAUCAUAACCCUUGAUAAUGCAAGUGCAAACAAUAAUCUAAUUGCUUAUCUUAAGAGGAAAAUGGUACAUUGGAAAAGUUGUGUAUUGGAUGCUGAUUUUUUGCAUAUUCGAUGUAGUGCACACAUUUUCAACUUGAUUGUGUGUGAGAGUUUGAAAGAAUUAGACGACUCAAUUGCUAGCAUUCGUAAUACUGUGAGAUAUGUUAGAUCCUCUCCUUCUAGAUUGCAAAAAUUUAAAGGGUGUAUAAGUCAAGAGAAAAUUGAUAGCAAAACUUUAGUAUGUUUGGAUGUUCUAACAAGAUGGAACUCCACAUAUUUAAUGUUAGAGUCGGCUUUGAAAUUUCAAAAAGUCUUUGAUAGAAUGGAGGAGGAAGAUGGACAUUAUGCUUCCUAUUUUGGAGAGGAUGAUAGUGAUAGAAAGAAGGUUGAACCUCCUCUUGCUUGGCAUUGGGAUGAUGCCAAAGUUUUUGUCCAAUUUCUUAAAGGCUUUUAUGAUGUGACUCUUAAAUUUAAUGCCUCUCUGCAUGUUACCUCCAAUAUCUAUUUCCAUCAAAUUUCUUCCAUACAAAAACAAUUGGAUGACUUGUGUGUUAGUGAGGAUGACCGAUUGUGUGUUAUGGCAAGGAAAAUGAGAGAAAAAUAUAAUAAAUAUUGGGGUUCCAUGGGAAAUGUCAAUAAAUUGUUUCUAAUUGCAGCAGUGCCUGAUCCAAGAUAUAAGUUGGAUUAUGUGUCAUUUAGUUAUGUGAUGCUUUAUGAUAAUGAUGAAAGUAUGGUUACUAAAUUGAUAAACAGUUUGAAAAAGACUUUAAUGAGGCUGUAUAAUUGGUAUAAUGAAAGAGAAAUGGGUUCAGAUACUAGUUGCCAAUCUUCCAUUGGUGUUGAGUCUUGUGGAACUAGUUUGAAUUGUAAUAGUAGUGGAUUAGAACAUGCCAACUAUGCUGACCGGGUUUGGAUUGCUUAUUUGAAGAAGAGAGAACAAAACCAAUGUAAAGAGGUAAAAAAUGAUGUGGAUAGGUAUCUGGUCGACCCUUGUAAAUCUAGUUUAAAUAAGGGUUUUGAUAUUUUAAAUUGGUGAAGAGUCAAUGGAGAGAAAUAUCCUGUGUUAGAGAAGGUUGCAAAGAAUGUAUACGCCAUUCAAGUCUCCACUGUGGCUUCUGAGAGUGCUUUUAGCACUGGAGGCAGGAUACUUGAUCCUUUUAUAAGCUCUUUGACUACUAAAAUGGUGGAGACUUUGAUAUAUUGUCAAAAUUGGCUUAAUGCUUCUCCAAGUUUGGACAGAUUCUUUUUAGAAGAAAUCGAGUAUUAUGAAAGCCUAGAUGCAGCCAACCAGUGGCAGCAACUCCUAACAGCAGCACCAAAAAGGAUUGAUUGUGCAUUGUGGAGUGGAUAGACUUGAAACUUGACAGCAGCACCAAAGCUUUGUAGCAGUGGCAGUGGAGGUUUUGGUAGUGGCAAUAGAAGAGUGGCUUCAAAUUUUUGGAGGAUUUGGCAGUGGCAAUAGGAGAAGGGCAGUGGCUGUUGGAAUGGCAAUGGCAGUGGCACUUUGGAAUUGUAAUUUGUUAUUUUGAUACUUGUGUUUUGUGUCUGCAUUUCUUAUUCUCAAUUUUGGCUGUGGCAUUGGUAGUGACACUGCAUUUCUCAAUCAUCAAUUUUUCUUUUC